Messenger RNA from Acanthopagrus latus (yellowfin seabream), 3826 nucleotides. RefSeq names its product von Willebrand factor A domain containing 10, tandem duplicate 2 (gene vwa10.2). NCBI's taxonomy places the organism in Eukaryota, Metazoa, Chordata, Actinopteri, Spariformes, Sparidae. The transcript has 18 exons. The record is from RefSeq and is a predicted model, not a curated record. Bases 452 to 3421 code for a protein of 989 amino acids.
CAGCACACACACUCACACACACACGCUGCAACGGUGUCCAGAUAACACAGGAAACACACAGGUCGACACACAGUACAAUCUACCUGAGCAUAAACAUGGACUGCUGACACAGUGAGACUAAAGUGGGGGCAACAUCUGAAAAAGGCUCGAGCUGACACAGGUGUUUUCACUCUCACCUCGUUACACCUGGUCCUGGUAACCUCCUCUGUGCAUGACCACAGUGUUGUGGCAACCAAUUGAGGAAAUAUUAAACACAGUGGGGGAGAUAAUCUAAUACAGAUUACCAAAAUCCCCCGACUCCUGUCCAGUUAUAUUUUGGUGCAGGUUGUGGCAACACUAAACGGGUGAGGCGGUGAAGACAAGAGUUGAUAAAAGGGCUUCAGAGUCGGGACAGUAAAGAGAGAUUUGCAUCCAGAUUUAUUCUCUUCGUCCAACUUCAUCAUCCUCCAUCAUGGCUCUCAGGCGGACGGUCAUGUUCCUGCUGCUGGUGGUCCUCUCCCUGCCAGGUCUCAUCCACAGCUUCCAGCCGCUGUUCUCAUUUGACGGGAGCUCCAUCACUCACCGUGACAUCACGCAAAGGGCGGUCCUCAGGAAGACAGCUGAGGUCUGCCGAGACAUUGCUGUGUCCGAGGGACGAGACUUCAGCCUGACUAUUGAUGACAGCCUGUCAGCUGUCCAGGUGCAAAGGGCCUGCUCCUCCACAGGCACCUCCUCUUCUCUCCUCUCGACUGUCAUCUUCCAAACAUCCAUUACCAAAAUGUACUUCAGCAACGCAAAAGUGGACGUGGUUUUUGCGCUGAGUGAGGAGCAUCACUUUGAUGACGAGACCUUCCAGGGAGGACGAGAUGUCAUCACAACAGGUGUGUCUGCGGUGAAGGCCAGCGUGAAGCUGGAGAACUUUGUCGCAGGGAGGUGGACCCUCGGACGAGUGUGUCACACCUUACAGGACUUCUACAGCCACAGUAACUGGGUGGAGCUGGGGAACACCGCUCCUUACAGCACUCUGAUCAGACCAGACCAACCUCUCGAGAACUUGGCAGGCCCGAGUACUCCUACUUGUAGAAACUGCACAGGAGGGAACUGUGAUGACAACCUUCUGCCUGAGCUGCUGCAGCAGUCGCUUCUCACGUCAGGCUACUUCAACGUCUUCUCUUCAGCGAAACCUGCAGGUAAAUGUAGCCACGGUGGAUCAUUUGAUCGUACGAGCAGGCAGGACCCAGUAGGGGGCAUCAGUAAAGACGACAUUGGGUCCAGUCAUGGCUCACUUCACCUCAAAGCAGCAGAUUUGGCUGUGAACGCCACUAUGGAGCUGCUGGAGGACGUGAGACUAUCUGUGGGAGACAAGAACUUCUUGCGAUUGAUGGGCCUCUCCCAGUCCUCUGUGCUCUGUUUUGUCAUUGACACCACAGGCAGUAUGAGCGAUGACAUAGCUGAAGCCAAGAGAGUUUCCUUCGACAUCAUCGACAGAAAGAGGGGAACCCAGCAAGAGCCCUCCGCAUACAUAUUGGUCCCUUUCAACGACCCAGGUUUCGGACCUUUGCUUGUGACCACCGAUGCGGACAUCUUCAAAGACAGCAUCAACAAGCUCUCUGCAAGUGGAGGAGGAGACAUCCCAGAGCUGUGCCUGUCUGGCCUGCAGCUUGCCUUGACUGCUGCUCCACCCUCCUCUGAGAUCUUUGUCUUCACUGACGCUCCAGCUAAAGAUGCUCACCUGAAAAGCACCGUCACCGCCCUUAUAGAGAGCACCAAGUCUGCCGUAAAUUUCAUGCUGACGGAUGUCCUGGCAAGUCGACGGCGCCGCAGAAGCCUUCAGGGUCCUGUUUCACGUUCAAUGAGCCAGUCAGAUGCCCAACUGUACCGUGACCUCGCCCGCGCCUCUGGAGGUCAGGCCAUUGAGGUCACCAAGUCAGACCUCUCUCUGGCCACAACUGUCAUAGAGGACUCAUCAGCUGGUGCAGUGGUGACAGUUUUUCAGGUCGUGAGGAAUCCUGGAAGGCCUGAUAAUUUUACAUUUACUGUUGACGGUUCUAUAAGGAACAUGACUGCCUACGUCACGGGAGACUCGUCUCUGACCUUCAGUCUUACCAGCUCCACAGGUGUAUCUCAGAGCUCCAGUCAGUCCAGUGGACCUCUGGCCUCCUUCACCACAGUGGGAAACCUGCGUCGUUUAAGCCUCAACACCGACAACCAAACAGGAUCGUGGGAAAUCACUGUUGACUCUAAUAAGCCCUACUCUGUUAAGGUCACAGGUCAAAGCUCAGUGAACUUCAUUUUCAAUCUUGUGGAAGCUCAUGAAGGAGCCCACGGGGACUUCAGUCUAAAGGAGGGACGUCCUCUUUCAGGUGGUAAUACAAGUCUCUUGGUCUCUGUGACAGGAAGUGACACAGUAAAGGUCACAGAGGUCACUCUGUUUGACAGCUCAGGGCCAACAGAGGUCAACGGAUCACUGCAGUCACUGGGCAGUGGCAACUUCCUGGUGACUUUCAGUGGAGUCCCUGCAGGUGACUUUGUGGUUCGCCUCAGAGGAGAGGACAGCAGCUCCACCUCCAGGUCAACAACGAGCACCUUCCAGAGACAGGCCUCCACGCAGAUCAAGACCUCAAGCAUUUCUGUUACUGUGAGCGCCCCGCUUCGCAUAAUUUAUACCAAGCAGCUAGUUUGGCACGCCCAAGUCAACAACACCGACGUGGAACCAGGCUCCACCAUUUCCGUCCCUUUCACAGUCGCCACAGCCACAAACGGUGUUGUGAACGACUCUGCGACUGGGACGUUCACGGUGCGAGCCAACAAUGACCGCAGCUAUGCUUUAACUACACCCAGCACCGUCGCCAUAGCAGCGGGCGAUGGAGGCACAGCCAAUGGCACUGUGACCUUAACCGUGCCAACCAGUGCUGCAUCAGGAACAGACGUGACCCUUACCAUUGAGGCGGAAAACACAGCUGCCACUGAUGUCAACUAUGCUGUCCUCAGGUUUUCUGUGGCUCCAAAGGUGACAGAUAUCGACCGUCCAGUGUGCCAGGAAGUUAGUUCAUCAUCCAACUGCCCCUCCUCUUCAUCACUCUGCGCUUCCUCUCAGUGGGAGUUCAUCGCUAAUUUCACUGAUGGUGUCAACGGAACCGGUAUAGAGAGCGUCACCAUUCGCCAAGGGAACGGUACCCUCAACACCACUACAGUGGCUGGAGCAGGGGGCGAGAACAUCACAGUGGCCACCUACAGCGCCUCCUGCUGUUCACAGAAUGUAGAGCUGACUGCUGUGGACAAAGUAGGAAAUGUGGGGACGUGUGUGGGACAGGUCAAACAAUCCAGCACAGCUGCCCCCGUGAUCACAGCCGCAGUUAACACAACAUCCACCGGAGGGCUCACUUUGAGCAUGUCACAGAGUCUAUGGAUCUGUGCUGCGGUUUCUCUGCUUUGGUAUUAAAAGGGAUACAUGUAAAUUACAGAGUGAAUUGGAAUUGUAUUUGCUUUAGGUGUGUUUGAAUUUCAUUUACAUCUAUCUCUUUAAUUUCUUGAUGCAGAAAAGUAUAUGUUUAAAAUGUAGUUACUUUAGAUUUCUGGUGUGUGGAUUGGUUGCAGCCAUCACAGCAUGGAGAGAGCGGUAAGGCUGAUGUCAGAGUGACAGCAAAGUUGAAAAUCCUCCAGCCUCUCUUACGAAUAAUGCUAAAUAUUAUUCCACAAGUAGUUUUAAGGUUUCAGUAGAUACUCUUUCAUUACCUUUUAUAUCUUGGUGGCAAAUUUGUGAAACACUGUUGUAUUAACGGGAUAGUCAGGUAAGAUUAAGUGUGUGUUUUGAUGGUGAACAAUAAAAUUAACUCUAAAUUCUGCC